Messenger RNA from Symbiodinium natans, 1881 nucleotides. NCBI's taxonomy places the organism in Eukaryota, Dinophyceae, Suessiales, Symbiodiniaceae. The record is from the annotation of a GenBank genome assembly.
AUGAAGCUUGGCCAGCUCUUGGCUCCCGUCCUGCUCGAAGCAUCUGCCAACACGGAAGUUCAGCGGCUCAUCGACGCGCCAAGCAGCGUCCCACUGCGGUGCCGCCUCCGGAAGGAGUGGGACUUCGACCGAUGCUGCCAUGCCUUUUGGCCGCAAACAUUGAAACAGAAGGCGCCCGGGCUGCGGGGCAUGAACCACAUGGCGCUUCCAGCCUCGCCAGACUCCCUGUGCUUCCGCCUGCAGACGCCAGAAGGGCUCUCCUAUGCCCAGAAGCACUGCUGUGAUGAUGGCAAGGGUGCGUGGGAUCACGGCCGUGUCCUGCAAGCGGCUGUCCGCCUGGCCGUCUGCCUUUUGCAGUGCAGCUGCCACGGGGAGGCCAGCUUCAACUGCGGCUGUGAGAAGUCCUACUUGCAGGAAGUGGAGCACAUAGCUGGCGAUCUGAAAGUGUCCACUCGGAAUCGGUUCUGGCACAUUGCCAAGCGCUGGGGCGCAGGAAACCGGUCAGCCCACUGGAGCAAUCGAAGCGAGCAUGCCGUGGCUGGUGCCAUGGCUCUGGAUUGCGUGGAGGAGAACCAGCGAGGUGGCCUCCGUAUUCUGGAGCACCUGCUCUUGAGCUUUGCCGGAGCAAGCGCCAUGCAGAGCACCAUGGCCCUCGACAUCCUCAAGUACGCCUUGGACCAGCAUCAGCUCAGCUCCAAGAAGCAAUCGAGGAGGCUCAAGCGAGUCGCGCGCCGGAAGCUUCAUCCUAGCCGUUUGGUCGCUCCACCAGACGGGGAGCCAGUGCACAUUGCCAUGAUCACGUCGAUUGGUGAACCAGUAAAUGGACGACGAUCCCUGGCGACAAUUCGGUCAGCUCUGUUCCAUGCGAAGGAGAAGCCUCUUCAUUUUCACUUCUUUGUGGACCAGGCAGGUCGCGAAGACACGGAGUCCGUGCUUCGUGACUGGCUGGAGCCCGAACUGCACAAGAAGAUUGCCCAGAUCACCUGGUGGGGCCCGACAGAGUUUGACCGCAUCUCGAAGGUGCUCCAUGCCAGAGUGCCUGAAAAGUGUCUGGAGGGCGUUGGCUCAUGGAAGGGCGAGUACGGUUCGCCGGGCUGGAUGAGGCUCUUUCCGCAGGAAAUUUUCAGCGAAGAGCCGGAACAUCUCAUCUGGACUGAUGCUGGGGACUUCCUGUUCUUUGCAGAUCCUGCCAAGUUGUUGGACGAGCACCUGCAGAAGGUGGGCCGCUCCCGCGCCGUGGCCACCUACCCCAGCGAGAGCGUCUUUCCUGUGCAGGUCUUCGCUCUAAAAAAGAUGCGCCAAGCGCAAUGGUCCUCUGUGGCGGAGGCUCUGGUACGCCGACUGUGGCCCCUCGAUCCAACCCACUUGUGCUACCGCGGUGAAGGCACGUCCAUGGAAGAGAUGUCCAAGCAGCAUGCGGAUCUUUUUGCUCCCAUUCUGGGACGGUGGGCCCACGAGCCUGUUCUGCCCAACUUUGUGUCCACGCUCGUGGACGUGACCAGAAAGGGAGGAUAUGUGCUGACACCGUCGGUCUGGGAUGACCGCGAACAUCCGGGCCUCGUCGAUCCCACGCAGGCGUUCAUCUUCUGCCCAAGCGUCGCGGAAUUGUUCACCCACUUCUUUGCGACUUGGCUCCAUCCGCCAACCUUUAGCCUUGAGAUUGCUCAGCUGUGGGUCCACAGCGCCAAGGCUGCUGCGGAGCAGGCUGCGAUGCUCCGGCUCUAUCCCUGUGGAGCUCCUGUCCUGGGGAUGCACCUCAUCAGGCUGGUGGGUCACGGGGUCUACACAACAUGUUGCCCAGGCGAGGCAUUUCCGGCCACCAGAGACACGGAAUCAACAAACUGUGUCACUGUCAAUGGGCCUUGGCAGAUAGCCGGAUAG